AUGGCACCCAAGGCUCAAAAGUUAAUUACAAUAUCAGAAGGUAUCACAAUCACUGGAAGUGUUGGAGUUAAUAGUAUCCGACUUUUAAGUAAUAAAAGAAAUAUAUCAAUGUUCAGUUGUGCCAUCACCCAACACACACUUCGAAGAAGAAAAGAACAUUCUGACUUUUACAUUCCACUAAAAAUUGAAUAUUAUAUUGAAUUGCAGUUUGAUAUAACUGUUUCUAUCAAAAUACAGGAUUAUAGUUGUCCAUUUUGUAUUUUUCAAAAAAAAAAUAGAUUAACUCUAACAUUUUUAUUUGUAUAA
Nezara viridula (southern green stink bug) is the source of this 306-nucleotide messenger RNA. The record is from the annotation of a GenBank genome assembly. NCBI's taxonomy places the organism in Eukaryota, Metazoa, Arthropoda, Insecta, Hemiptera, Pentatomidae.